GUUAACGUCAGUAAAGUCCAGAGAAGAGAAUCGAAACAGAAACUGAUCUGUGGGUGGAAGGCAAUACUUAAAGCUCCCUGCGAGGGUGAACGUCCCAGCGGUGGCAGAGCGGGAGAGUGGUCCCGGAUCUGUGCCCGCCAGCUGCAGCGCGUUCCUGGCUCAUCUGCAACCUCCCGGGUGCCACCGAUCGAUCCCCUGCUUGGUGGCUAACUGGUACCUGCGGCUCCCAGGCAGCUAGGCGGAAGACCCAGUCACUCCCACCUGUGGAUCCGCCCGCCCAGGAGACUUCUCUCUCUUUCCCUGAGAACUCACGAUGUCGAUUGUCUGUUCUGCAGAGGACAGCUUCAGGAAUCUCAUCUCAAUCUUCAGGCCCAGGGUGAAAAUGUACAUUCAGGUGGAGCCGGUGCUGGACUACCUCCUCUUUCUGCCCGCAGAAACCAAAGAGCAGAUUCUUAAAAAGGUCACCACCUGUGGUAACACCAGCGCGGCAGAACUGCUGCUGAGCACCUUAGAGCAGGGACAGUGGCCCCUGGGAUGGACGCAGGUGUUUGUGGAGGCCCUGGAGCACAGUGGCAACCCCCUAGCUGCGCGCUAUGUCAGACCCACACUCACUGAUCUGCCUUCUCCUUCCUCUGAGACUGCCCACGAUGAGUGUCUCCACUUGCUGAACCUCCUUCAGCCCACUUUGGUGGACAAGCUUCUGAUUAACGAUGUCUUGGAUGCUUGCUUCGAGAAGGGACUGCUGACAGUCGAGGACAGAAAUCGGAUUUCUGCUGCGGGAAACAGUGGAAAUGAGUCAGGUGUAAGAGAACUGCUGAGAAGGAUCGUGCAGAAAGAAAACUGGUUUUCUACCUUCCUGGAUGUUCUUCGCCAAACUGGAAAUGAGGCACUAUUCCAAGAGCUGACAGGUGUGGGCUGCCCAGAAGACAACGCAGACUUGGAUAAUUCGUCUCACAGAGAUGGGCCUGCAGCUAGUGAGCCCCUUCUGCCUGCUGUCGAUGAGACAAGUCUGGAGACAGAGACCUGGAACACAGAGGACACUUCACCAGAAGUUUCUUUUGCAGAUUCUUCUGUGACCACAGAAUCAGACACAAGUUUGGCAGAAGGAAGUGUCAGCUGCUUCGAUGAAAGUCUUGGACAUAACAGCAACAUGGGCAGGGAUUCAGGCACCAUGGGAAGUGAUUCAGAUGAAAGUAUCAUCGGGACAAAAAGAGCAUCUCCUGAACCAGAACUGCAGCUCAGGCCUUACCAAAUGGAAGUGGCCCAACCAGCUCUGGAAGGGAAGAAUAUUAUUAUCUGCCUCCCCACGGGGAGUGGGAAAACCAGAGUGGCUGUUUACAUCACCAAAGAUCACUUAGACAAGAAGAAGCAGGCGUCUGAAUCCGGGAAGGUUAUCGUCCUUGUCAAUAAGGUAAUGUUAGCAGAACAACUUUUCCGAAAAGAGUUCAACCCAUUUUUGAAGAAAUGGUAUCGCAUUAUUGGAUUAAGCGGCGAUACCCAGCUGAAAAUAUCAUUUCCAGAAGUUGUCAAAUCUUACGAUGUUAUUAUCAGCACAGCUCAAAUCCUUGAAAACUCCCUCUUAAAUCUGGAGAGUGGAGAAGAUGACGGUGUGCAGCUGUCAGACUUUUCCCUCAUUAUCAUUGAUGAGUGUCAUCACACCAACAAGGAGGCAGUCUACAACAACAUCAUGAGACGGUAUCUGAAGCAGAAGCUGAAAAACAACAGCCUCAAGAAACAAAACAAACCACCAGUUCACCUGCCACAGAUACUAGGACUGACAGCUUCACCUGGUGUCGGAGCAGCCAAAAAGCAAUCUGAGGCUGAAAAACAUAUUUUAAAUAUAUGUGCCAAUCUCGAUGCCUUUACCAUUAAAACAGUGAAAGAGAAUCUUGGUCAACUCAAACACCAAAUAAAGGAACCAUGCAAGAAGUUUGUGAUUGCUGAUGACACCAGAGAAAAUCCAUUCAAAGAGAAACUUCUAGAAAUUAUGGCAAGCAUUCAAACUUACUGCCAAAAGAGUCCAAUGUCAGAUUUUGGAACACAGCAUUAUGAGCAAUGGGCCAUUCAAAUGGAAAAAAAAGCUGCUAAAGACGGAAAUCGCAAAGAUCGCGUCUGUUUGGAACAUUUGCGGAAGUACAACGAAGCCCUACAAAUCAACGACACGAUCCGAAUGAUUGACGCGUACAGCCACCUGGAAACGUUCUACACUGAUGAGAAAGAAAAGAAGUUUGCAGCCCUCAACGACAGCGACGAGAGUGACGAUGAGGCCAGCAGUCGCAAUGACCAACUUAAGGGCAAUGUAAAGAAGUCUUUGAAACUGGACGAAACGGAUGAAUUUCUCAUGAAUUUGUUCUUUGAUAACAAGAAAAUGUUGAAAAAACUAGCUGAAAACCCAAAAUACGAGAAUGAAAAACUCAUUAAAUUAAGAAACACAAUACUGGAACAAUUCACAAGGUCUGAAGAGUCCUCCCGAGGAAUUAUUUUCACAAAAACACGGCAGAGCACCUACGCACUUUCCCAGUGGAUUACGGAAAAUGCGAAGUUUGCGGAAGUUGGAGUCAAAGCCCAUCACCUCAUCGGAGCGGGACACAGCAGUGAGGUCAAGCCCAUGACUCAGACUGAACAAAAAGAAGUCAUUAGUAAAUUUCGCACUGGGGAAAUAAAUCUGCUUAUCGCUACUACAGUGGCAGAGGAAGGCCUGGAUAUCAAAGAAUGCAAUAUUGUUAUCCGUUACGGCCUUGUCACGAACGAGAUAGCCAUGGUCCAGGCCCGGGGUCGAGCCAGAGCCGAUGAGAGCACGUACGUCCUGGUUACCAGCAGUGGCUCGGGAGUUACUGAACGGGAGAUUGUCAAUGAUUUCCGAGAGAAGAUGAUGUAUAAAGCUAUUAAUCGUGUUCAGAAUAUGAAACCAGAGGAGUAUGCACAUAAGAUUUCGGAACUGCAGGUGCAAAGUAUCUUGGAAAAGAAAAUGAAAAUCAAAAGAAGUAUUGCAAAGCAAUACAUUAACAAUCCAUCAUUAAUAACACUUCUCUGCAAAAACUGUAGUAUGCUGGUCUGCUCCGGAGAAAACAUCCACGUAAUUGAGAAGAUGCAUCAUGUCAAUAUGACGCCGGAAUUCAAGAGACUCUAUUUUGUAAGAGAAAACAAAGCACUGCAAAAGAAAUUUGCUGAUUAUCAGACAAAUGGAGAGAUUAUCUGCAGAUGUGGCCAAGCAUGGGGAACAAUGAUGGUACACAAAGGUUUAGAUUUGCCUUGUCUUAAAAUAAGGAAUUUUGUAGUCAAUUUCAAAAAUAACUCAUCGAAGAAACAGUACAAGAAGUGGGUGGAAUUGCCUAUCAGAUUUCCUGAUCUUGAUUGCUCUGAGUACUGCUUGUAUAGUGAUGAAGACUAGCUCUUAAUUCAUGAUUAUUUUAAAAUGUUGCCAACUCAACAUUGAAUAUGAUUUUGACUGAUGUUUUUAUUACACUAUGGAACUAACUCUAGAAUAUGUAAAUGAUGUUUUUGUUUUGCUUUUAGUGAUGUAAAGAAACACCAAAAUAUGCAUGCAUAUUAUUGGUUGGUAAAUGUAAUUGUUAAUCAAAAUUGUCAAUUUGAUGAGUUCUAAAAUCACCUGGGCUCUGGGAAUGCCCAUGAGGCAUUGUCUUAAAUUAAUUAAGGAAGACUUGUCCACUGUGGGUGGUCCCAUUCUCCAGGCUUGUGUCCAGGACUGUAUAAAGCUGAGAAAACUAGUUGAACCCACAUUUGCUGUCAUAACUCUGUGCAAUUGAUUGUGCAAUGCAGUGUGACAAGCUACCUCAAGCUCCUGUCACUGUGGUUUCUGCACAGUAAUGGAUUAUAAUCUCAAACUGCGAACUACAAUAAAUCAUUUCUUCCAAA
Grammomys surdaster is the source of this 3876-nucleotide messenger RNA. RefSeq names its product interferon induced with helicase C domain 1 (gene Ifih1). Bases 314 to 3391 code for a protein of 1025 amino acids. Gene Ontology annotation, biological process: innate immune response; positive regulation of interferon-beta production; response to virus. The transcript is spliced from 16 exons. Gene Ontology annotation, molecular function: double-stranded RNA binding; ATP binding; zinc ion binding. Gene Ontology annotation, cellular component: cytoplasm. The record is from RefSeq and is a predicted model, not a curated record. Lineage: Eukaryota; Metazoa; Chordata; Mammalia; Rodentia; Muridae.